Impatiens glandulifera is the source of this 3874-nucleotide messenger RNA. RefSeq names its product transportin MOS14. The record is from RefSeq and is a predicted model, not a curated record. Bases 534 to 3581 code for a protein of 1015 amino acids. Gene Ontology annotation, biological process: protein import into nucleus. Gene Ontology annotation, cellular component: cytoplasm; nuclear membrane. The transcript has 24 exons. NCBI's taxonomy places the organism in Eukaryota, Viridiplantae, Streptophyta, Magnoliopsida, Ericales, Balsaminaceae.
UAUAAAAUUAUUAUACUUAAACAAAAAGCGUAAGUGCGUAAGUGCUACAAUCGCCGCUUGUCGAAAGAAGAGAGGAAAGAGAACUCUUAAAUUUUCACCCGAGUUACCUCCUCAGCCAACCAACCACUCAGCACAAUCAAUUGCAGAAUCAGCUUAUCCUGGUCCGACUAUACCAGAACACGUACGGAUCCCUUGUAAGGAAUUUUGCUCCGAUUAUUUAUUAGAGCAUUCUCCGGCGCAUGCAAUCCAUCAGGCGGUUCACCGGAAACAACUGCCGACAAAGCCAUGGAGUUGUGCAGAAAUAGCGGUGAGGAGGCAGUCCUCAAAAUAUUCUGAUUCUAGUGGCCCUCACUCAAUUAUUUUCCUGUUCCAGUCUCUGAUUUUACUUUAAUCCACUGAGUAAUUGAGCAUAUAGUGAAAUAUGGAGCUUGGCCUCCUCAUUAUUGUUCAGUUGUUCCAGUCUGUGAUAUACUUCAGUCUAUUGAGGAUUUGAACAAACAGGGAAAUAUAUAUAUAUAUAUAUAUAUAUAUAUAUGGAGCUGCAAUUUAAGGUGGCACAGGCAGUUCACAUCCUCAACCAUGAUUCUCAAUCCUGCAACCGCGUUGCUGCAAAUCAAUGGCUGGUUCAGUUUCAGCAGACAGACGUAGCUUGGGAGGUUGCUACUUCAAUCCUUGCAUCAGAUCAGCCACCAAUUAUAAAUGACUUUGAGGUUGAAUUUUUCGCCGCUCAGAUUCUCAAAAGAAAGAUCCAAUCUGAAGGAUGUUACUUGCAGAUUGGAGCCAAAGAUACUUUGCUCAAUUCUUUACUUUUAGCUGCUAAAAGAUUUAAUUCUGGCCCUCCACAGCUCUUAACACAAAUCUGUCUCGCACUCUCAACUCUUAUACUUCUUCAUUCCGGAGAGCACAGCAAGCCGAUAGAGCAGCUUUUCUACAGCCUACAAAAUUUGCAGAGACAGGAGGGUGGUAAUAAUGCUAUUUUGGAAAUGCUGACUGUACUUCCUGAAGUUGUAGAGGACCAAACUAACAGUUGCAGUAUAAAUUCAUCUCGCCGAAGCGAGUACCAGCAAGAGCUUCUUUCAUGCACCUCGAUGGUUCUCCAAUUUCUGCUACAGCAAUCUGAGAAUAUUGUUGAUAGCAGCAUCCACCUCAAGGAGAGGGACAGAAAAAUAUUGCGUUGCUUAUUGAGUUGGGUUCGGGUUGGAUGCUUUUCAAAGGUUCCCAUUGAUUCAUUGUCAACACAUCCGCUGCUAAAUUUUGUUUUCAACUCUUUGCAGGCUCCACUUUCCUUUGAUUUGGCCAUUGAAGUACUUGUGGAGCUUAUGGGUCGACAUGAGGGGGUAUCACAGGUAUUAUUAUGCAGAGUAGGGUUCAUUAAAGAAGUACUUCUCUGCCCAGCUCUCACUAAUGGUGAUGAGAAAAUGAUUGGUGGUCUUGCACGCUUGAUGUCAGAAAUUGGUCAGGCUGCACUGUGUCUGAUUGUAGAAACAAAUGCUGAAGGACUUCUGUUGGCAGACGCCCUACUGAGUUGUGUAGCAUAUCCAACUGAAGCAUGGGAAAUUGCUGAUUCAACACUGCAGUUCUGGUGCAGCCUUACAAGCUCUAUUCUUGCCCUCAAUUUGGAUUCUGUAAGCAAUAGGAAGGUUGCUGAAGACACAUUUUUUUCUGUGUUCUCAGCAUUACUUGAUGCCCUUCUAUUGCGGGCCCAGGUGAAUGAUUCUACCUUGAAUAUCAAGAAGGGUACUGUAGAGCUGCCUGAUGGUCUUUCUCAAUUUAGGAUCAACUUGGUGGAGCUUUUUGUUGAUAUUUGUCAGCUUUUACGAUCAUCUACAUUUAUACAAAAGAUUUUCGUUGGUGAUUGGAGUUUCUCAAUGUUGCAAAUUCCUUGGAAGGAGGUGGAAGUUAGAAUGUUCGCUCUUAAUGUGGUUGCAGAUGUUGUACUAUGUGAAUGUCAGGCUUUUGAUCUCUCCAUGGUUAUGAACUUGAUCGCUGUCUUGUCAACUAGGACUCCUGACGAGCUCAUAGGCUUCAUGCUCAUCGUAUACAGAUCUCUUGCAGAGGUGGUGGGAUCCUAUUCCAAAUGUUUAUCUACUUGCCAAUCCAAUGUUAGACCCUUACUAUUGUUUCUUGCUGGUGGGAUUCUUGAGCCUCUUUCUUCCAAUGCUUGUGCAUCUGCUCUGCAUAAACUCUGUGAAGAUGCUUCUGCUGAAAUGUAUGAGCCAUCUAGUUUGGAAAUUUUGAUAUGGUUAGGCGAGGAAUUGAAGAAGAAGCAUUUACCUCUAGAAUGCGAGGAGGAAGUUAUUGGUGCAAUUAUUCUAAUAGUUAGCAAUGUCCCGAACAAGGAGAUAAAGAUCAACUUGUUAACCAAAUUACUUUCCUCUACUUAUGAAGCUAUAGGUGAACUCAUUGACGAAGAAAAGUCGUCGAUACUGAAUCCUGCUAACUAUACACUGGUUGUUGGUGCUGCAACAAGGGGUUUGCACAGGAUGGCAUCCGUAUUUAGCCAUUUGGCAGUUCCUCUAUCAACUAGUCCUACUUCAGACAACACUUCACUCGCUUUGCUAGGAGUUUUCUGGCCAAUGCUUGAAAAGCUUUUUAGGUCAAAACAUAUGGAAAAUGGGAGUUUAUCCUUGGCAGCCUGCAAGACUCUAUCACAAGCAAUUCUUUCCUCUGGUCAACACUUGGGAACAUUGUUGCCUAAAGCGCUAGAUUGUCUAUUGUCAAAUUUCAUAUUAUUCCAAAACCAUGAUUGGUACAUCAGAGCAGCUUCUGUUGUCAUUAAGGAAUUUGGUGGGAAUGAGGAAUACAGAACUUUAUUUAUCAGUACUUUUGAGAGAUUUACAUAUGCAGCAUCAGUAAUGGCCAUUAAUUCUUCAUAUAUAUGUGACCAAGAGCCUGAUCUUGUGGAGGCAUACACUAAUUUUGCAUUUACAUUUGUCCGUAGCUCUCCGAAGGAAGUUUUAGUAGCUUCUGGUUCACUGCUUGAGGUUUCCUUUCAGAAGGCAACUAUAUGUUGUACCGCUAUGCACCGAGGAGCAGCAUUAUCAGCAAUGGCUUACAUAUCUUGUUUCUUGGAGAUUGGGUUGUUAUCUUUGUUCAGAUCUUUGUCAUGUGGCCUUGAAGAACCAUUUGAUGUUGUGGCAGUGCGGGUCUUAUCCUGUAGUGGGGAGGGACUGAUAUCAAAUAUGGUGUAUGCUUUGCUUGGCAUUUCAGCAAUGUCACGGGUUCAUAAAUGUGCAACUAUCUUGCAGCAGUUGGGUGCAAUAUGCAGUCUAACAGAGAGAACAGUGUGGAAAGCAAUUCUUUCUUGGGAGUCAUUGCAUGGGUGGCUACUUGUUGCAGUUCAGGGUUUGCCAAAGGAGUACCUGAGGCAAGGGGAAGCAGGGACUCUAGUACCAAUAUGGAUGAAAGCUUUAGGUGGAGCAGCCAGGGAUUAUGUUGAAGCUCGAAGUGGUGGUGGUGUUGAUGAAAGCAAUUACAAUGGUGGUGGGGCAGCAGCAGCCCAUAUGCAAGGGAAAAGAGGAAAGCUUCUCAAGCUUUUACUUAGGGACUUUGCCGAGACUCACCGUAACCCUAGACCCUAAUAUCCAGCCUCCUCCUAAUUCUAACAACUUAUGCAAUCAUUGCUGAGAGACCAAUCCAUCCAUGAAUCUCUUUUCUAUUGCUAGCUGCAACCCAUCCAUUUUUGGGACAUGGUUCAUUUUUCUUAGCUAGCUUAAAAGGAAGAAAAAAAAGAAUCCGUGGUGGUGGUGGCUGAACAAAAAGAUUAGUACAUGUAUGCAUAAUAUUGUAAGCCAAUAAUGUGAUUAUUUUUCUUUGUUUGAUUGACAUUUACCUUGUUAUGGAAGGAAAUGAAAUUGACACAGCUCUUAAUGCA